Molecule: messenger RNA, 537 nt
Organism: Mya arenaria
Lineage: Eukaryota; Metazoa; Mollusca; Bivalvia; Myida; Myidae
Product: ctenidin-1-like
Exons: 2
Coding region: 1-537 (178 amino acids)
Source: RefSeq, a predicted model, not a curated record
AUGUAUGGCGGUUCUGGUGGCUACAGGCGAGGCAUGGUGGGAGGUUAUCGCGUAUACGGAGGCCAGGGUGGACACGGCCAUGGUAUGAUGGGAGGAUACGGAGGAUACGGCAGCGGUAUGGGAGGAUACGGAGGAUACGGCAGCAGUAUGGGAGGAUACGGAGGCGGUAUGGGAGGCGGCAUGAUGGGAGGAUACGGUGGAUACGGCAGCGGUAUGGGAGGAUACGGCGGAUACGGCAGUGGUAUGGGAGGAUACGGUGGAUACGGCAGCGGUAUGGGAGGAUACGGAGGCGGUAUGGGAGGCGGCAUGAUGGGAGGUUACGGUGGAUACGGCCAAGGCAUGAUGGGAGGUUAUGGCGGAUACGGAGGCCAAGGUAUGGGAGGAUACGGAGGCGGUAUGGGAGGUGGUAUGGGAGGCGGCAUGAUGGGCGGAUAUGGAGGUUAUGGUGGAUACGGAGGUGGAAUGAUGGGAGGUUCUGGUGGAUACGGAGGUGGCAUGAUGGGAGGUUUCGGACGCAAGAAGAAGGGAUACUAUUAA